UUUGUUGCAAUUCAGACGGAGUGGGGGAAGUGAAGUGGCGUCUGUUUCGUCCACUUUUAACACCACGAAAUCUUCGACGGUGACGGGUUUUUAGGAAAUAUAGCUUGCUGUGCUUCCUACAUAGUCCGCUCAGAGAUUUCAGAGGCUGCUCUCAUAUUUUUCUUCCGACGAAAGGUUUCAACCGCCAAGCCUGAAGAAGUCGGCUUAGGGCUUCUUGGAGCGCCGUGCGCCGAGGUGAAUUGAUGUUCAGCUCGGUUCCACGAGAAAACAACGCUCCUUGGCACAUGAAAACCUCAGACCUUGCUGGACACAAAAGUGCAGCGAGAAGUAGACAGAAAGCUACUUCGAGGACCUGGGGACCGAUUGGCGGCGAAAGAUUGAAGAGGGGUCUCUGCUUCGUCAACUUUCUGACAACAAAGAGGUGACACACAGUGCAAAAGCAGUAUGGGAGGUGGAGAGAGGUACAACAUUCCAGUUGCCCACCCCGAGCGCCCCUUUCCCAAGAAGAACCAUCAGUUUGGCCGGGCUAAGCAGAGAAGCCGUGACCAGAACGGAGCAGCAGCAUCUGCAGGAGGGACGGGGGGCCUUCACCACCAUGGCCACCGCCGGAGCGACAAAGGCGCAGCCUACCACAGGUCUCCAGAGGCGCGGCAGGCCGCGUCUGCAGAGAAGAAUGCUUCUGUCCGUUUUGCCACCAAUUAUGAUCAGAACUGGGAGGGUGCAGUGUCUCACCUCAACACACUCCUGGCUACCCAGGGAAGUCCGAGCUACGCAGGGCCUAAGUUCAGCGAGCCACCAUCGCCCAGCGUGUUACCCAAACCCCCCAGCCACUGGGUGUCCUUCCCAAUGGGGUCCUGUGACAACAGGGAGAUGAUGGCCUUCCAGCUCAAGAGCCUCCUCAAAGUGCAGGCCUGAGAAGGAUAGCCACACUUGAUCGUUUUUUAAAAAAAAAAAAAAAGCCAACGUAGGAACUGGGACUCUUUUGAAGACAGCCACCCAUCAGGAACACCGCAAUGCUGUAAUACUUUUAGCUUUUUUUUUUUUUUUUUUUUUUUAGAUUGACUACCUUUGGGGUUAGGAGGCAUUUGCAGCAAUGUUUUGCUUCUGAUGUUUAUAACCAUUUUUUAAAAAUCCAAUAUUUCAAAAUUUUACAGCUUUGCAGCUUUGUUGGUGGGUGGUGCCUUUAGUGGAGUCUGUCUGUGACUAAUGACAAACUGGAUUUCCUUUGUGCUUCUAUUUGUUUUGUUCUUUUUGAUGUUGGCUGUCAAAGCAGAUUGAGUGUUUUGUUUUUUUUUUCUCUCCCAAACAAGGGCUAUAGUAUAGGUCAGGUAAGUUCUCAUCACUUUCACGACCCCUUUCUUUGGAAAGAAGCUUUUUCAUUUACACAAGUUUUUAUUGAUGAUCCUUGAAUCCUCCUUCAGAGUCACCUCUGAACAUUCAGGUGCUAAAGCAAACUCACCUUUGUAGGCUUUUUCUUUUUUCUUUUUUUUUCCUUUUUGAGACUAGGGCCCAAAUUUUUUUUUUUUUUUUUUUGCGUAUCCUGUUCCUUGUUUGGGUUGGAAAAGACACUCAACUGCAAUUCUGCAGGGAAAAAAGCUACCUUACUGUAGAUAAUAAGCUGUAGUCAGUAAGUACAGGUCGAAAGUAUAACCUCAAACUGAAGGGUAAUAAGAGCCCAUGGCACACAGGCCUUGGACUGUCAACUCCUGUAUCUUUUUUUUAUUGCGCUGUGCGCACAUGCACUAUAGGAGUUGAACUUGUCUAAGGCCCACAACACUCUUGUCAUAGCAUUAUUUUGUACAAAGUCCUGUUUUGUUGUGGUCAGAAGAUGUAUGAAGUGCUGUAUUUUAACCAAAGCAAUGUAAAAAAAAAAAUUUCUUUCUUACGCUAGACAUCCUCUAUACGUGGUUGGCAUUAUUGUCAUUGCCACUUUAACCUUGCCAGUCCAAGUGGGGAAUGGGUUACAGUCCCCAGGGUCACCCUUUAACUAUUUAUCUGUUUCAAUCAGCAGUGUUACUGCUCCUCAGUCUCUGCCUAUUAAGGACAGUGCUGCAGCUUUGACAUGUGGAAGAGGGCCAGACUUAGAUGUGGGGCUGUUGAGUUUCACUUUCUCUCUGCCACAUGACAUGGUCCUGUUGGCUGCAUGCAUUUGUAAGCAAGGUAAGGCAGAGCUGAGGAAGGUUCCUGAAGUGGCCCGAGGGACUCAACAUGAGGCAGGUGGCUGGUGUUUGUGUUUACAAAAUAGGUCUCGAUGUUUGACCAACCCAUAAUCAACAGGCACUUGCUGCCUCUUGGCUCUGCUUUUUUUUUUUUUUUUAACCCUCUUGCACUGCAAUCAGACAGAUUUUUUUUUUUUUUUCCCUCCCCAUAAGUUACAGGCCAGGAUGGUAUUGAAAUGACGGUGGCGUAAAUGACUAUCUCCCUAUGGAAUCUCUUUGUGAUUCUGUCUUCUAUUGGGGCUCUUUUUACUUUCCCUUUGCAGAAUUGGAGCUGUUUAUGGCCAGCCUAAAGAUUACAAAACAAAAUAUGAGAGCUUGUUAGUGUAUUCAAGAGCCAUGUAAAUAAUGAAAUGUAUAAAGUACUUGUAGCAUAUGUACAUUUGCAGACCAAGUUUGAGGUCUGCCUGACAAAAGUAUUUUUAGUAAUAACACUGAAUGUAUAAGACAUGCUAUGGACAUGUCUUGACUUCAAUACUGAAGAAUAUUUUUGUUAAAAAAAUCUGCCUAUAGCAUUUGUCAGUACCCCUGCACUGUUAUCUUUCCAGAGAUCUUGCACAUGUUUUUUAUUGUUUUGUAUUAUGCAGUGUAGGGUGAAAUAUGCUAAGUGCAAAUUAAGCAAACUGCAACAACUAUCAAUUGGAUGUUAGGAGACUUUUCAUAUGUAUGGAUUUGAGUUCUGGAUGUGCUUACAAUACGUAAGUGUGAUGCUUUUAAUCUUGAGUUGACCCGUUUGUGCCUAAGUUGAAACCCAUGCUGAAACAAUUUAAUUAGGUAGCAACGCCACAAAUUGACCAGAUGUUUUCAUCAGAACCACAUUCAAUUCUCCGCUGUUCUUCCACCAGCUGACAAUUGAAUUUGGCCCCAUGCUGUUCUUACCCUCUAUGGGUUUUUCAUGUAGACAUUUUCUUUCUUCCUGUUUGAGCCAUGCAUGGCAAAGUCUCCUUAUUCUAAAUUUGAAACUCGUAACGAAUUGGCUAUGAAUUUGUCCCGCUGAUACAAUGUCACUGAAGAUGAAGAGAACAUAUGCCCCAUUUUAAGAUUAGUAUGAAUUGUUGGGAAAAAAAACAAAUGUAAAAGACUGCACUCUGAAUUGAUGACAAAAUUUUACAAAAAAGAAAAUAAACCCCUUCCCCCUCCCCCCUA
Molecule: messenger RNA, 3362 nt
Organism: Xiphias gladius (swordfish)
Lineage: Eukaryota; Metazoa; Chordata; Actinopteri; Istiophoriformes; Xiphiidae
Gene: pnrc2
Product: proline-rich nuclear receptor coactivator 2
Exons: 3
Coding region: 445-915 (156 amino acids)
Biological process (GO): nuclear-transcribed mRNA catabolic process, nonsense-mediated decay
Cellular component (GO): P-body; nucleus
Source: RefSeq, a predicted model, not a curated record